AUGGAAACGAAGAAAAAAGGGACGAAGCUGCUCUACUGCGCCCUCGGGGCACUCGUGCCAGCGUACUGGCUCCACCACCGCAGGGCAAGUACAAGUCAGAGAGAAAACAACCAAAUUAGAGACGAACUAGACAUCGUGAAGAAGCUAAAAAUGAACAGCGCACUCUGUCACAUACCACUAAUCAUCCUGAGCAUUUACGACGGUUAUAUUUACGAAAAUAAAAUGCUCCGCUGGAUUUACUACACACUUAGGGAAAGGUCAUCAUCUCGGAGAGUCCCUCCUCCGUGUCCAUCUCGCUCUGCAUCUCCAUCUCUUCCUCGGAAUCCCAACGAUAGGGCAGACACCACCAGCACAGAAGGUAGACAUGGCCCUAAUUACCACUUCAUCAUGCACAGCGAAAAAAGCCUAUUUAACAAAAUAUAUUUUUAUGAGAUCAUAUUAGACAAGAGUGUGAAAUAUGCCGUCAUCUCACCACAGCUAAGUUAUUACAUUUUGAGGCAGCUAUCUCAACACGUGGUUAAUCUCAACACGAGGUUGUAUCAUGAGAAGGAGUUCUCGUUGCAUAGGGAGAAGGAGGGGGGGAGUCGCGGUUGCCGUGGUGAUUGCCGUGGCGAUUUCCGUGGCUGGCUUGCCAACUGGGUGACACGUUUGGCGUGGGGCGGGGGGGCGUGGCCCGACGAGGUGAGCCACUCCCACUAUAGCGACAAUGACAGUGAUAGCGACAGCGAGGCAGAAGAAGAGAGAUCAUCCCCCCCGCGGAAGAGGAACCUCCCCGGAAAGGCAAAAGGGAAUCUCUAUGAAAAAUACGCGAUUCAUAAGUAUGAACAGACAUUUAGCCAAACGACGACAGGUGGUAGCAGUCUCUCCUCCCCCCAGCACGACCAAGUCAGCAUCAAUCUUCUCUAUUUGCUAAACAAAGCAUACGAUAAUGUAAAUAGGAUCUGUAUUGAUACCGAUACAAACACCCUUGUGAACCUCUACAUGGUGAAUAUACUUAAGUUCAUUUGCUACAAGAGUUAUCGACACAUCCUGAUGAAUAGCUCUUUGUUUGAAGAACUGGACAAGAGGGACAGGAAGGGGAGAAGCCUCGUCGAUUACUUCUUCGGCUUCUUCGGCGGGGGAAGCGCGUCUGAGGAGGGGUACUUCGCGGGGGGUAGCGCGGCUGAGCAGGGGCACCUCCUGCGGGACGAUGCGGAUAGGCACUUAUUUUGUGGGGAAACCGAAGGGGGGUGCGAAAGGGGCCAUUCGGCAGGCGGUCAAAAGAGCGUCCCAAGGAGCGUUCCAAGGAGCGAUUCGCCAAGUGGUCUCCCCCGCACCCCGUCUAACUCGCCAUCCUCCAAGGGGGUCCAAAAAAGGGAUAAAAAAGACGACGCUGUGCAGCAAAAUGGAGAUGGCAGCAGAAGCCAUGACGUAGUUGGCCACGGAAAAGCUGAUCACAUAGUAGCGAAAGCUACAUCACAAACGGUUGCCACGUUGUACAGCCACGGAGGGAACAGAAAGCAGCAGGAAGACACGCUACAGAUGCAUCCACACAAUUGCACACCAUAUCGGAGCGAAAUGGACGAGAAAAUGAAAAUACUAAAUGACCUCUACCUCGUGCUGUACCUACGCCUUCUCCUGGAAUGCUGCAUCAAAAUGGUCAGCAUAAAAAAAAACCUAUUAAUGCUGGAGGAGAAGGCGAAGUUUGAGAAGGGGAAUAAAAUCUUUUACCUGAGCACAUCGGAUGCGAUUGAGAAUUUGAAGGUGCACUUACUCAAGCGCUUCCGGCAUGGAGAGGAGAAACGGGGGCUCCGCAUCUUCUUUCGCCCGUACGGCAAGGGCGGCGGGAAUGGGCAACGGGGUAAGCGGCAGGAUGAUAUGCCGCUGCACACACCGCCGAACACACCGCUCAACACGCGGCUAAAGAAAGUUCCCUCAUGGCACAGCACAGACGAGAAGCUCCAUGCCGAGCAGUCCAGCCUAGCCGCGGCAAAAAGUAAACUCAGAGGGCACUCCAAAAAAGCCAAAAUAUACAUGCACAGAAAGAUUUUCAAAUUGAAGAAACUGAUUAACUAUUACGUUAUCAAUUUGGAUGAAGCUAUAAAGAAUAAGUAUUACAAAAAAGUCCACGAAAAAAAUGUGAAACGGAUAAGAGACCAUUUGAGAGAAAACACACAGAAGGAAAUAGACAUGGGACGGUUCCACGAUAUUUACUCCAACAUGGUUACCAAUUUGAAUGGCAUCCUCUCCUUUGCUUCCGCUGUUGAUGCGAGAAAUCAGGCCCAUCGCAUUUUAUCUCUUUACAACACCUGCGUCUUCUACCAGUAUAAUUACCUCAACGAGUAUGACAGUCUCUUUUUUAAAAACGGAGUUGGUCGCUACUUGCGUCGUUUGGGUGAGUCGUCCUCAUCCUCACAAAGGGGAGAACACCACUCAGGAGAAUACCCCUCCUGGGAACAAUCAUCCCCCUCAGGAGAACACUCCUCCUCGCCUUCCUUCUACUACACAAACGACAUCCACCUGCUCCUCCUUCUAUACACACACCGAAUACAAAAGUGCCUAAAUACAUUCACCUAUAUAUACAAUAAGAAUCACUUCAGUAAGUACUGCUCCCUCUGUUGUGUAUUCCACAAAUUGAAUUUCAUCAUUCUGUCCAAGAGGUGUGCAUCUCACUGGGUAAUCAAUGUUGCAUACCUCGCUUACGACAAUUGGUUUUCCUGCUUCUCCUUGCUUUAUUUUUUUUGUGUCUACUCGUACGUUGCUUUUUUUCUUAUGUACCAGUAUAAUACCUUUUCUUGCGUGCGCUACUUUGGCAUUUUCUCCGACCCCGGCUUGUCUCUCUACUUCGUGAAGCUGUACACAAAUAUGCGCUCGCUGUACGGUGCGUGA
Messenger RNA from Plasmodium inui San Antonio 1, 2868 nucleotides. RefSeq lists its product as hypothetical. The transcript has a single exon. The coding region runs from base 1 to 2868 and encodes 955 amino acids. The record is from RefSeq and is a predicted model, not a curated record. Lineage: Eukaryota; Apicomplexa; Aconoidasida; Haemosporida; Plasmodiidae.